AUGGUCCUGGCUGGCACAGACUCUCUGUUGAGCCAGAACAUGUUCAUUUGGUGGAUAUUACUGCAAGGAUUUUGGAGUGCCUGUGGAGAACUGCCUUUCAUUGCGGACAACAACGCAGCCAUGCUUGUCAACUGGAAUGCAGUUGAUGGAAACAAGAAGCUCUAUGCCAUUUACGACACAAGCGCAAACGAGCCUGGCAAUAUGUCGUUUGUCAAAGAGACGGUGGAUAGACUGCUGAAGGGGUAUGAUAUUCGCCUUCGACCAGACUUUGGCGGUGCACCGGUUGCUGUUGGGAUGAGCAUCGAUGUGGCGAGCAUAGACAUGGUCUCCGAGGUCAACAUGGACUACACCUUGACCAUGUACUUUCAGCAGUACUGGCGGGACAAGCGUCUUGCAUACAUGGGAAUACCCCUCAACCUGACGCUUGACAACCGCGUCGCCGACCAGCUUUGGGUCCCAGACACCUACUUCCUGAAUGACAAGAAGUCGUUUGUGCACGGGGUGACGGUGAAGAACCGCAUGAUACGACUUCACCCAGACGGCACCGUGCUUUAUGGACUGAGGAUCACCACGACUGCAGCCUGCAUGAUGGACUUGAGGAGGUACCCGCUGGAUGAACAGAACUGCACACUGGAGAUCGAGAGCUAUGGUUACACCACGGACGACAUUGAGUUCUACUGGAAGGGAGGAGACAAUGCGGUGACGGGUGUGACGAGGAUCGAGCUGCCGCAGUUCUCCAUAGUGGACUACAGGCUAGUGUCCAGGAACGUCGUCUUCUCCACAGGUGCCUACCCACGACUGUCUCUGAGUUUCAAGCUGAAGAGGAACAUCGGCUACUUCAUCCUCCAGACCUACAUGCCCUCCAUCCUCAUCACCAUCCUCUCAUGGGUCUCCUUCUGGAUCAACUACGACGCCUCAGCUGCGCGAGUAGCUUUGGGGAUCACCACUGUUCUGACCAUGACCACCAUCAACACCCACCUGCGCGAGACGCUGCCCAAGAUCCCCUACGUCAAGGCCAUCGACAUGUACCUGAUGGGCUGCUUCGUCUUCGUCUUCCUCGCCCUGCUGGAGUACGCCUUCGUCAACUACAUCUUCUUUGGCCGAGGGCCGCAGAUGCAGAAGAGGCUCGCCGAGAAAGCAGAGAAGGCCACCAACGAGCGCGAGCGCAAAAACGAAGCUAACAAGUCCAGUGCAGAAGGUGAGAAACCCGCUAAAAAGCCCAGUAAGUUGCAGGGAAAGCGGAUGAGUGGACGAUUGGUCCAACAGCCCAACAUCCUGCUCACCACCCUCGAGUUCCACAACGAAGUGGCGGGCAACGAGGUCACCACCAGUCUGGCGUCACCACGGAACUCGGUCACAUUCGAGACGUCCGGCAUCCAGUAUCGGAAGACGAGCUCGGUGAGCCGGGGGGAGCGGAGCGCGCCGUCCAAACGCGGCCGACUCCGCCGACGUUCGUCCCAGCUGAGGAUCAAAAUUCCGGACCUAACGGAUGUGAACACCAUCGACCGAUGGUCACGCAUGAUAUUCCCCGGAGCUUUCUCCCUGUUCAAUCUAAUCUACUGGCUUUACUACGUCAACUAGAGAACAGAGGAACGGAGAAGCUAUACUGACGUUUACGAUUUUUUUGUUGUUGUUGUUGUCGUUGUUUAUGUUGUUGUCAUUCUUUUUGGAGAUUUCCGAUUUCUCUUUUCUCUUUUUGUUGUUGAUUUUUUUUUUUACAUUCAUUUUUUUUUCUUUUUUUUGCAACCUUCCUUGCUGGACGUGGACCAGAGGGUGUUUGAGUUCACCCUGCGAACAUUUUUUUGACAUGCAGGAGGACAUGACAUCUGGAAGACUGUUGAUACCAGGAUUUCACAACCAACUCCAAUGUACAUUUAUGUUUUUGUGCUGUUAUGUUAUAUAUGUAUGGCAAUUUAA
This is a messenger RNA of Engraulis encrasicolus (European anchovy), 1917 nucleotides long. RefSeq names its product gamma-aminobutyric acid receptor subunit beta-3-like. The coding region runs from base 1 to 1581 and encodes 526 amino acids. Gene Ontology annotation, biological process: regulation of membrane potential; chemical synaptic transmission; nervous system process. Gene Ontology annotation, cellular component: neuron projection; plasma membrane; GABA-A receptor complex. The record is from RefSeq and is a predicted model, not a curated record. The transcript is spliced from 12 exons. Gene Ontology annotation, molecular function: neurotransmitter receptor activity; chloride channel activity; GABA-A receptor activity. NCBI's taxonomy places the organism in Eukaryota, Metazoa, Chordata, Actinopteri, Clupeiformes, Engraulidae.